Molecule: messenger RNA, 4155 nt
Organism: Oxyura jamaicensis (ruddy duck)
Lineage: Eukaryota; Metazoa; Chordata; Aves; Anseriformes; Anatidae
Gene: SYT4
Product: synaptotagmin 4
Exons: 4
Coding region: 476-1753 (425 amino acids)
Biological process (GO): cellular response to calcium ion; regulation of dopamine secretion; vesicle fusion
Cellular component (GO): axon; synapse; membrane
Molecular function (GO): clathrin binding; phosphatidylserine binding; calcium-dependent phospholipid binding
Source: RefSeq, a predicted model, not a curated record
UGAUUUCAGCCCUGUAGCGUCAGGAUUGCGUCAAUUUGGGUUUCAACCACGUCUUCAGUCUCGGAGCGGAGCUACUCAGAGGAGCCAAAACAGGAAGGGGGUUGCAAAUCAGUGUGCAAAGGGGAGGACCGAAGCUUCCCCUCCCCCCGCUCCUCCAGCCCCCUCUCAUCCUCCUCCUCCACCUUCCCCACCGCUCUUGUCUCCAGGUCUUUUUUUCCGUUGUUUGUUAUUAUUAUUAUUAUUAUUAUUAUUUUCUUAUUUUUUAAAACCACUUUGGAAAAGCCGGCUGCCCGGGUGGUUUGAGAGACAGGAGGAGAGCUUCGGAGCUCCGGGCAGGUCUCUGGACACCGAGGGGGAGGCUCAGGCUCCUCGGUAGAAAGCUCCAGCACCGCAGGCAGAGGCUCCAGCACCGUGGACAGCAUCCCCAGGGCCGGGGAUAGCAUCUCCAGAACCGCGGGCAGCGCAAGCCACCAACAUGGCUCCGAUCGCGGCCAGCCGCCAGCACUUCGAUGAAAUUCCUACAGUGGUUGGGAUCUUUAGUGCAUUUGGCCUUGUCUUCUCUGUCUCUCUUUUUGCUUGGAUCUGCUGCCAGCGCAAAUCUUCUAAAUCCAAUAAGACCCCUCCAUAUAAGUUUGUCCAUGUUCUGAAGGGAGUUGAUAUUUAUCCUGAGAAUCUCAACAGUAAGAAGAAGUUUGGAGCAGAUGAUAAAAGUGAAGCAAAGAACAAAUCAGCAAUGCCUAAGAAUUCUCUCCAUCUAGACCUGGAGAAGAGAGAUUUAAAUGGCAAUUUCCCCAAAACAACCUCUAAAACGCAGAGCUCUCCAGAUCUUGAAAAUGUGUCUCCGAAACACUUUUCAGAAAGGAAGAAAGAUUCAGUAUCCCCUGAUAGUUUAAAGUCCAUCACAUCCUUGUCAUCUGAAGAAAAACAAGACAAGUUAGGAACUCUCUUUUUCUCUUUAGAGUACAACUUUGAGAAAAAGGCAUUUGUAGUGAACAUCAAGGAAGCACGUGGGCUGCCAGCAAUGGAUGAACAGUCAAUGACUUCUGAUCCUUACAUCAAAAUGACAAUCCUGCCUGAGAAAAAGCACAAGGUGAAAACCAGAGUGCUGAGAAAAACCUUAGAUCCAGCUUUUGAUGAGACUUUCACAUUCUAUGGGAUCCCCUACAGCCAAAUUCAAGACUUAACACUUCACUUUAUGAUCUUGAGCUUUGACAGGUUUUCCAGAGACGAUGUCAUUGGAGAAGUCCUCAUCCCCCUUGCAGGAAUUGAAUUGUCAGAAGGAAGGAUGCUAAUGGACAGAGAGAUCAUCAAAAGAAAUGUUAGGAAAUCAUCUGGGCGUGGAGAAUUACUGAUCUCUCUCUGUUAUCAGUCUACAACAAACACGCUAACUGUUGUUGUUUUAAAAGCCAGGCAUCUACCUAAGUCUGAUGUGUCAGGAUUAUCAGAUCCUUAUGUCAAAGUGAACCUGUACCAUGCUAAGAAAAGAAUUUCUAAAAAGAAAACCCAUGUGAAGAAGUGUACCCCCAAUGCAGUGUUCAAUGAAUUGUUUGUCUUUGACAUUCCUUGCGAGGGCCUUGAUGAUAUCAGCAUUGAAUUUUUGGUUUUAGAUUCAGAUAGAGGGUCAAGAAAUGAGGUCAUUGGCCGGUUAACCUUGGGAUCUUCAGCAGAAGGAACAGGUGGAGAGCACUGGAAGGAAAUUUGUGAAUAUCCUAGGAGACAAAUUGCCAAAUGGCAUAUGUUGUGUGAUGGUUAGCAGCUCAAAGAAAGGUUGGAACUUGAAAAACUAUAUAUAUUUCCAUAGGCAAGGAGCAGUUUUCUUUCUUUGCUAUGUAUAAUUACAGGCUUGUAACUACAAGACUUUUUUUUUUUUUUUUUUUUUUUUGUGGGGGUGGGGGAAUAAAAACUGGAUUGAAUUAUCAAAAUAGAAGGUAAUUAAAUUUUCACAGUAAAUAAAGAAAUUUCUAUUUCAUUAGGCUUUAACUUAAUUUGAUUAAAUUUAUAUUCUUCUGUAGUUUGCAUAGCCUAAAACUUCUUCAGCAGUAUAAACUUCAAUAAGGACUACGUUUUACAAAAAAAAAAAAAAAAAAAAAAAAAAAAAAAAAGUCACUGGAAACCUUAUUAGUACUGUUAUACAGAAGAAGAUAACCUCAUUAAAAUAUAUUGCUAGAUCCAAGAACACCAAAAAAAAAGGCUGGCUUAUUGUGGGAGGGGAUUGAGUCUAUAAAAGCAAUGGGGAAUGAGGGUGAGUAGGAGGGCCAUUCCUUCUGGCCCUCUAUCAUAAACCUUCUUUUAUGAAAAUUCAAUCAUUAUUUGUAAGUUUUGGUUACUUAUACUUUGAUCAUCCCAAAGACGGAAUAAUUUUUCAGCAAUUUGCUUUAUAUAUCACAUCAUGUGCAACUAGUUGUUUUAUGUGUGGAAAUACUCUAUAAUGAUUUACACUUGGAUUUUUUUUAAUAUGUAUAUAUAUAACAUGUUUUGUUACAGUGACCAAAACAGAUACAUUCUACAAAUUGUUGAGUAAGUUAACGUACAUUGUCUUGUCAAAAGGGCUCCUUUACGGGUGACUGUACGUGUUACAGUAAAGUUAUUAAGCACGGCUUGCAUUCUUUCUCGUCUAGUAAGGAUUACACCUUUAGCGUUUCAUGCCAAGAGAAAGCACUUAAAAUGAGAUGUGGAAACACAGAGGACACUACCAUCAAUGACCUUUCACAAUUUAUAUUUCAAGCCGUUCAGUAAUACUAAAAAAAAAAAAAAAAAAAAAAAAAAAAAAAAGUUUAUCUUUUUGAUUGUUUCAUUAAAUGAAAAACAAAGAAAAUUGUGAGACAGAGUACAAUACCUUUUUCAGCUAGCUGUUUAGCUUCCUGAGCUGUGAGUUACAUAUCACUACAGUCAAUAAGCCUACUCACAAAAUACAAAGUUCAAUGCAUUUUUGAACUUUUACAGGAUAGAAAAAAAAAAAAAAAAAAAAAAAAAAAAAAAACUAUCAUUUUAAUUUAUACAGUAUUAUGUUAGACAUACUACUUGAAAAGUGCAUUUCACUUAGCUGAUAUGCAUUAAUGUCCAUUACUGAUUGUACUAAAAAUUGGUGGUGGUAAGAAAAGUUUUAUAAUUUCAUGCUAUUGUGACAUAUGUAUGCUUAAACUUAAGUUGUGCCAGCCUAGGGGGAUAUAGUGUCAAAACCCAAGUAUAUAAACAGAGCAUUUAGGCCUGUGAAAUUUACUCUUGGUCACACACUUCAUGCAUUUUUAGGCUGUCAGAACUAUAGCACAACUAUAAGAUUACUUCCUAAAGUUUGUACACUGAUUUCUGAUACAGAAGUUUGCAAAUACUACUCCUAUGUCAUUUUUAAUUACAAUAUAUAUGUAAAGAAGAAUAUGAUGCUGUUAGUUGUUAACUGAAGAAUGGUUUUAAAAGUGGAAAAUGAAAAAAAAAAAAAAAAGUGUUUUAGAUGUUCAGAUGUUCAGUUACUCUCAUUAAACAAGGGAUGCAGGUCUUAUUCAAAACUGUUGGGGAUUUGUUGAUUUUUCCCUGUUCCCAUAUGGCCAAAUUAUGUUUGCAGUAAAGGACACUGAAAUAUGAAAUAUGCAAGUAGAGAAAUAGUACUGGAAGAAUUCUAUUGAGGCUCUUUCAGGUUUUGUGUCAGUAAUUUCUCCAGUUUUUGAGAAUGUGUUUGAUAUAACAGUGUUUAUAAAGUUCUGUAAAAAUUCAUUUUCAAAAUAACAUAAACAUGCUUUUUAUGAUAACGCUCAAUGUAAAAAAAAAAAAAAAAAAAAAAAAGUGUAUGUAUAAAGGAGAGGAUUUUUUUUUUGCUUAUUUCUUUAGAAAGCUGAUUAACUGCUCAAGGGCUAGAGUUUUCCAACCCAAUUAUAUCAAGUAGAUACAAUUCAAAGACACUAGGUCAAGGAAAAGAUGACCACAGGCUUCAGUGGGGUUUGAAGUGGAAUCACAGAGCAAAACUCUUCUUGUGAGAAAACCCAGCAGAACGGGACCAUUGGUAGGGGGAGACACUCUUUGAUUUAAUAUUGUCUGGAAGAGUUUAAGGCAGUACCAUGUGGCCAGAAUUGUUACUAUUUCCAAUAAGGACAGAAUUUUAUUAUGAAAGCGAUUGCACCAAAUAGAGUGGGAUCUCCUGCAAUUUAAAAAAAAAAAAAAAAA